GCGGCGGGGGCGGGCGGAAGCGGUGGCCAUGGCGGCGGCUGGGCCCGGUCCCGGUCCCGGUCCCGGUCCCGGUCCCGGUCCCGCGGCGCCGCGUACCAAGACCAAGAAGAAGCAGAAGCGGUUCGUGCCUCAGCGGGUAAAGGUGCUGCGGGCCGCCGACCCACUGCUGGCCGUGCUGGCCUGGGGCGUCAACCACCAGAUCAGCGAGUUGAGCCAGGUCCCGCUGCCUGUCAUGCUGCUGCCCGAUGACUUCAAAGCCAGCUCCAAAAUCAAGGUCAACAACCACCUCUUCAACCGGGAGAACCUCCCCAGCCACUUCAAGUUCAAGGAGUACUGUCCCCAGGUCUUCCGCAACCUCCGCGAGCGCUUCGGCAUCGACGACCAGGAUUACCAGGUGUCACUGACACGGAGCCCCCCGCACUCGGAGGGCAGCGACCGGCGGUUCCUGCUCUCCUCUGACCGGACGCUGGUGGUGAAGGAGCUGUCGAGCGAGGAUGUGGCCGAUGUCCAUGGGCUCCUGUCCCACUACCACCAGUACGUGGUGCAGUGCCAUGGCAGCACACUGCUGCCCCGCUUCCUGGGGAUGUACCGGGUGAGCGUGGACAGUGAGGAGACCUACCUGCUGGUGAUGAGGAACAUGUUCAGCCACCGCCUCCCUGUCCACAGGAAAUACGACCUGAAGGGCUCCCUCGUGUCCCGAGAGGCCAGCGACAAGGAGAAGGUCAAGGACCUGCCCACCCUGAAGGACAUGGACUUCUUGAACAAGAAUGAGAAGGUGUAUGUGGGCGAGGAGGACCAGAAGGACUUCAUGGAGAAGCUCAAGAGGGACGUGGAGUUCCUGGUGCAGCUGAAGAUCAUGGACUACAGCCUGCUGCUGGGCAUCCACGAAGUGGGGCGGGCAGAGCAGGAGGAGGAGGAGGAGGUGGAGGAAGAAGAGGGUGGGGGGGGUGACGAGGCAGGAGCCACAGUGUUGGGGGGCUCCUACGGGACCUCCCCCGAGGGCAUUGGCAGCUACCUCAACUCCCACCGCCCCCUCGGCCCUGGCGACUUCGACCCCUAUGUCGAUGUCUACGCCCUCCGCGGCACUGAGGCGGCCCCCCGGCGGGAGGUGUACUUCAUGGGCCUGAUCGAUGUCCUCACCCAGUAUGACGCCCGCAAGAAGGCAGCACACGCAGCCAAGACCGUCAAACAUGGGGCAGGAGCAGAGAUCUCCACGGUGCACCCCGAGCAGUAUGCCAAGCGCUUCCUUGACUUCAUCACCAACAUCUUUGCCUAGGGGAGGGGGCGCCCCCCUGUCACCCCUCCCCCAGGCAUAGGCCCCCCCACGGCAGCUCCCCCCACCCCAGCAGGCAGGGGCUUUGCUACUCAAGUGCCUUAACUUUAUUUGAGGGGGGGGGACAGGGACGUUUCAGCCCCCUGCCCCUCCCAGCAGUGGAAUGGUCUGGGGCUUCCAGACACACACACACACCCCCCCCCCUAAAAAAAAAAAACCCACAGUGGGGGUUAUGGGAUAUUUCUGCCCCCACCAUGCUCAGGGGUGGGAAUCAAACACUACUUGCACCGGGGUGAGGGGGGGCUCUUUCCUUUUCCCCCACCCCAGGAGGGGGACCAGCACCCCCUGUUCUGGUGCUGGGGUGGGGGUACAGCUGAGCCGGGGGGGCGCUGUCUGUUUCUUGGCCCCCUGCCUCCGUGCGGGGCUGCCACCCCCCCCUCACCUCACGCAGCCCCCAGCAGUGGCCCCUGUUCCCCUGGGGGCAGGACCCCGGCCUUGCGUGACCCCCCUCGAGGGGGCGGGCCGGGCUUUGGGGGGUGACACAGGCCGGACCCCCCCCGUACGAGGAGGGGUGGGGUGUGUGCUGAGGGGCCUGCUCCCAGGCCCUGCUCCCCACCCCUGUGUCCUGAGAAAUAAAUUAUUGAACUGC
Tyto alba (common barn owl) is the source of this 1922-nucleotide messenger RNA. RefSeq names its product phosphatidylinositol 5-phosphate 4-kinase type-2 gamma-like. The record is from RefSeq and is a predicted model, not a curated record. Lineage: Eukaryota; Metazoa; Chordata; Aves; Strigiformes; Tytonidae. Gene Ontology annotation, molecular function: phosphatidylinositol kinase activity. Bases 29 to 1276 code for a protein of 415 amino acids. Gene Ontology annotation, biological process: phosphatidylinositol metabolic process. The transcript has 10 exons.